Messenger RNA from Colletotrichum siamense, 339 nucleotides. RefSeq names its product Vegetative incompatibility protein HET-E-1. NCBI's taxonomy places the organism in Eukaryota, Fungi, Ascomycota, Sordariomycetes, Glomerellales, Glomerellaceae. The transcript is spliced from 2 exons. The record is from RefSeq and is a predicted model, not a curated record. The coding region runs from base 1 to 339 and encodes 112 amino acids.
AUGGAUUUGCCCGAGUCUGGAAUCUACCGAGUGCAGCCAAACGGCAUGCGGCUCAUCAAUACCGAGACUCUUGAGCUCCAGAAGUUUCCAGAGGGCUCGAUUCCACCUUAUGCCAUCUUGUCCCAUGUCUGGGGCAAUGAAGACGACGAAUGCUGCUUUCAAGACUUCAAAGACACUAAAGCGCAUAGCGACAAAUUCAAGUCCAAGAAAGGAUACGCCAAGAUCGUCAACUUCUGCCGCAAAGCUCAGGAGUACGGUCACGCAUGGGCAUGGGCUGAUACUGUUUGCAUCGACAAGACGAACUACGAAGAACUUAACACCGCGAUCAACUUCACUUAA